Molecule: messenger RNA, 1445 nt
Organism: Pieris napi
Lineage: Eukaryota; Metazoa; Arthropoda; Insecta; Lepidoptera; Pieridae
Exons: 2
Coding region: 509-1357 (282 amino acids)
Biological process (GO): DNA catabolic process
Cellular component (GO): cytoplasm
Molecular function (GO): 3'-5'-DNA exonuclease activity; nucleic acid binding
Source: RefSeq, a predicted model, not a curated record
AUGACUUCCGUAUGUCAAAAACGUUUCGUUUUUUAAUAGUAUACAGUAGAAAUAACUAAUAAUAGUUCGCACAAAAAAUCAGAGUCGCCCCAAAUUUUUUGACCCAUGGUCUUCUGAAUUCUGAUUUCUGACACGUACAUAUAUACCUACCGCUCUAAUUAUAACGAUACCCUUAUCUUAGAUUUUGACUUCUGUCUGUUUCUGAGUUCAUCACAAGUAAUAAAAUUUCGAUUAUAAAUAAAAUGGGAUGUUACCCAAUUGUGUGUACGUUAUCAAUAUCCUGCUAAAAACCGUCUAUAGCAGUGAUUGUAGGAUUUAUAUUAUGUGAUUGUGGCAGCAUUUAAUCAUAUUACUACAUAAUUACGUAAAUUUAAUAAUAUUAUUCAAUAAGACAAGGACUCUUGAGGUACGUUUUUAAAAUUAGUGUAGUUUAAAAGGUAACAAUAAAGUCAAAAUAUUAAUAAGUUGAGCCCCAUGAAACCUAGAUAAAUUGUCAAGAUAAGCUACAAUGAUGAUAGAAACAUUUGUGUUUUUUGAUAUAGAAGCUACAGGACUUCCCCAAUUUGAAAAGAAUAGAACUAAAAUUACAGAAUUGACCUUUAUUGCUGUAGCUCGAAAGGAUAUCGAGACAAGUGAAUGUUUACCUCUCAUGAAUAAGUUGUCUUUACUUUUCAACCCAGAAAGGAAAAUUCAAAAAGAAGCUUCAAGGAUCACAGGUUUAACAAAUAACAAUUUAAAAAAUCAACCUAUAUUUAAAGAUAAAAUUCAAACAAUAAAUACUUUUCUGUUAGAACUCAACCAGCCGGUGUGUCUGGUUGCUCAUAAUGGCAACAGGUUUGAUUUUAAAGUACUUAAAGCUGAAUUUUGUGACGCAGGCCAGGAUUUGCCAUCCCACCUACUUUGCUUAGAUUCACUAACAGGUUUUAGAAAGAUUGCUAAAGAUAGUAUGAAUAUUUGUAGUAAAGUUCCUUCAAGCUCCAGUAAAAAUAUUACUCUUAAAACAAAUAAAACUCUAGAAACAAAUAUUACAACUUCUUUAAAAGUUGAUGAUUUACUAACUGAUGAUGAUGAUGAUUGGCCACAGCUUAACACAAGCACUGAAAUAUGGGAAGAAAUUGACAAAUUAUCGUUAAAUGAAUGUCCUGUGAAUAAACCAAAAACAACAGAGAAGGUGUCGUGUCAAUUAACUGCUUUAUACAAAAGAUUUUUAAAAAAAGAGCCACUUACCUCACACAGAGCAGAAGCAGACUGCAUUAUGUUAUUAGAAUGUGUUACUACAACCAAACAGAGCUUUUUACCAUGGGCUGAUAAAAAUUGUAAAUUAAUUCGUGAAAUUAAGCCUCUAAUACGUAGUUAAGGUUCAUUUAAUGUUAAGUUUAAAUUAACAAUAUUUAAUAAUAAUGUAUACUUUUACAUUUAUAUUUUAUGUCUGAUAUUAAUUUCAA